UCCCGUGUCUUCUACCUUUUGUUGCAGCUCUGUGCCAAUGACAUAUUGGAUAGUGAUGAGUUCAUUGAGAGCAUUUCUCUUCUCCCGGAACCAGAGAAGACCCUGCACACUCAAGACACUGAUCACCAGCACAACUCAAGCCAUGGGGAGGAGGAAGCCUUAAAGGAAGAUCCCCCUAGCAGUCUCCUGGAGGAGAGGAAAUCAGAUCAGCUGGGCCUGCCGCAGACUCUGCAGCAGGAGUUCUCCCUUAUCAAUGUGCAGAUCCGGAACGUCAAUGUAGAGAUGGACGCAGCGGAUAGGAGCUGCACAGUAUCUGUGCACUGUAGCAACCACCGCGUCAAGAUGCUGGUGAAGUUCCCGGCGCAGUACCCCAACAAUGCCGCCCCUUCCUUCCAGUUUAUUAACCCUACCACCAUCACGUCCACCAUGAAAGCAAAGCUGCUAAAGAUCCUGAAGGACACCUCGCUGCAGAAAGUGAAACGCAACCAGAGCUGUUUGGAGCCUUGCCUGCGUCAGCUCGUCUCCUGCCUUGAGUCUUUCGUGAACCAAGAAGACAGCACUUCCAGCAACCCAUUUGCGCUCCCAAACUCUGUCACACCACCCUUACCAACAUUUGCACGGGUCACCACUGCCUAUGGGUCUUACCAGGAUGCUAAUAUCCCCUUUCCUAGGACUUCUGGGGCCAGGUUCUGUGGAGCAGGCUACCUGGUGUACUUCACAAGGCCCAUGACAAUGCACCGAGCAGUGUCUCCGACAGAACCCACUCCCAGGUGAGUCUGGAGAUACAGAGGACUCUGCAGCCACAAGGCCAGAAGGGAGAAAUCUGGAAAGGAGCACUGAGCCUAUCUUUGGACAGUUUGUUUUAGUUCUUAAGUAAACUCCUGGUAAGAUUCAUUCAAGAAAGAUCAAGGUUCAUUAGAUUGAAGGAAAGCUGAGACUUCUGCUGUAAGGUAACUAUCAAACCACAUGGAGUAGCUUGAUGAAAGCUGUUAUCGAAAUAAGGGAAUUUUUUUUUCCUUUGCAGUACUGGG
This is a messenger RNA of Heterocephalus glaber (naked mole-rat), 1031 nucleotides long. NCBI's taxonomy places the organism in Eukaryota, Metazoa, Chordata, Mammalia, Rodentia, Bathyergidae. The record is from RefSeq and is a predicted model, not a curated record.